AUGGACUCUACUUUGUCUCCGACUACAACGCCAGAAACCGAUUCCGCCGAGGCAUUACUGGAUUUCAUCGAUUCACAUCCGACAAAUCCUGAAAACAGGAUUGAUUUCAGUGCUAUCGAUAUUGAAGAACUACUGUUCGAUCCAACGGAGUGGUUGGUUCACACUGAUCCUAACGAAAAGAUGCGAGCACCGAAGCUGUAUGAAUUCCUUGUAUUACUUCUGAACAAUCAGAGUUACAGUGCAUAUGCGUCGUGGGUUGACAAAGAAGAAGGUAUAUUCGAAAUUCAUAACCCGACACAAGUUGUUAAACUUUGGGAGAAAGUCAAAAGUCGAAAGACCAAACAAAAAAUGAACUUCGAUACAUUCUCACGUGGCAUUCGAAUGUACUAUGCCAGAGGAGAUAUGAUUCCAACGUAUACUCGAUAUACGUAUCGUUUUGCUUCUAUGAAAUAA
Adineta ricciae is the source of this 453-nucleotide messenger RNA. Lineage: Eukaryota; Metazoa; Rotifera; Eurotatoria; Adinetida; Adinetidae. The record is from the annotation of a GenBank genome assembly.